AUGCAAGAAAAGUAUGCUCUGUUGGAAGAAGUGUGGGCGGCCAACCUUGAAGCAUACCGCAUCAUCAAAGGAUUACAAAUCAGCUUCAUUGUGUGCCAUGUCAGCAAAGUAAACGGUCGAUUUUCAUCCAGCUACUUUGACCAGUAUUUAUACUAUUUUCUGAUCUUCAACGAAAGUGGUCUCCGUCUCACCAUGUCAAGCCCUACUCCUUCCACCGCUCCAAACGGCCGGUUCUCCAGAGUUUUCAGCGAAUCGGACGAAACCCAGAUCCUGAGAUGUUUAAUCAGAGCCACGAAAUCCAUUUCUCCACCAAUCACCACCGUUGGUACCCCAACAAUAAACCGCAUCGUCAAGCAUCUCAACUACAAGUUCACUCCUUCCCAAAUCAACGACAAGCUCCGUAGACUGAGAGACAAGUACCACAAAUAUGCAAGAAACAGGUCCCUCGUAAGAACCCAUCACGACCGAAGAAUGUUCAAGCUCUCAAAAAGAAUAUGGGGCAAGAAAACAACCCCAAAGAAGAUUGAGAAGGUGGAGGAGGGAGUGGAAACUGGGAAGGUAGAUGGGGUUUGGAAUUUGGAGAAAUUCCCUUAUUUGGUGGCUGAGUUUUCCAAGGUUUUGCCUGACAAUGAGGUGUGGAAAGAGAGGAUGAAGGGGUUCGAAGAGGAGGAGUUGAGGAAGAUGGAUCAGGAAUGGGUAUUUAUAAAGGUUGAAGAAGCUAAACUGGUGGCUAAGAAGGCUGAGUUGAUGCAGCAUCAGAUUUUGGAGAUAAUGGGUGAUUCUGGGUCUGCUAAUGGGGUUAAUUAGUUUCUGAUUUUUCUUUUAGUUGUAGUUUCAUUGUACUUUUACUUUGAUCUGUGUAAUUAACUUCAUUGUCUGGUUGGCUGUUGAGGGUAGAACUGCAAACUGAUGAACAAUUUUAGGAUUUUAAGGUUAACAAUGUGUUUUUUGUGCAGCCCAUUAAUCCAAAUGUGUAAAUGAAGCCGAAAGUAUGAAACUUGGAAUUGUUUUUAAGCUUUCAUCUCUUAUUUUUUAAUCGUUUUUUUUGCUGUUUUAAGCUUCAGGUUUUGCCUCUUUUACGGGUAAACUAUAGCAGCAGCAUCUUUGGCUGAUGGGAAAACUCUCAAAAGUGAAAAUUUUGUGUAGUGUAGCUUGGUUAGUUUUGUUUGUUAUCUUGUUAGACCCUUGUUAGAUUUCCAGAACCAGUGUUUUACUGGUAUUUGAUUUUUUAAUCUGAUGGCCCUAUUGUAGGGAGGAUCAUCCUCUUUUGAGAAUUCGAACAAGAAAAAAAGGGCUUCACGAUUAGCUUGACCUCACCUGAGAAGAGUUUUUUUUUUGGUUACAGAGAAGAGGAUCUUUCUUAUAUUGGAGAAAGAGGGAUUAAGGUCACACAUGACACAGCUUCAAUAACUUAAAUAAAUAUACUGCUUAUUUGUGCUUGUAAGUUGUAAUCUUCACUUCAGUGUUCUGAUUAGUAUGAAUUAUGAAUGAUGAAAUAUUUUCAGUCAGAUUAUGAAUCUUACAAUCUAAAAGUACCUUGUCAAUAGAGUCUAAUAUGAUGCCUGUUACAAAGAUUGCAAUAGAUAGAUAAAGCCGGGUGACAGAAACCUAACUAUUUUAUAUGUUGUUUGAUAGUGGAACUUCCAAAAAAUGACACAGCGGGUAUAUUAAUCAUCAAGCAUAAGCAACAAAGGCAAAGUUCAAGGUAGAAAAUCAGUCUAGUUCUAUUCUUUUCGCGAGGAAAAUAUAGCAUUUAUCAAUUAUACCAACCUCUGCAACAGUAGCUGGGACAGAAAGCUAGGUUAUACAAAGGUUCUACCUUGUUGGCAAGCGCACCUGAAAACUAAUGGAAAUUUGUUUAGUUUCUUUAAGGCUAAUAUUGUUAUGUCCAGCCCAUUAAUGCUAAUGCUGUUUCUGAAGCAGUUGUUUAAGCCUUCAUUUGGUUUCC
Durio zibethinus is the source of this 1948-nucleotide messenger RNA. The record is from RefSeq and is a predicted model, not a curated record. Lineage: Eukaryota; Viridiplantae; Streptophyta; Magnoliopsida; Malvales; Malvaceae.